Molecule: messenger RNA, 1410 nt
Organism: Symbiodinium necroappetens
Lineage: Eukaryota; Dinophyceae; Suessiales; Symbiodiniaceae
Source: the annotation of a GenBank genome assembly
AUGAAUCUGAGUAGCCUCAUGACGGUCAUAACGAUGGUUGAAAGCAACCAUCACUUCGGCGGGGGAAGGGGUCUGGGGUAUCCACAUUGUGUAGGGUGUUGCUGGAAGUUAUUGGCCUGGCUCAUCAUGUCUUGCUUGGGAUUUGCCCUGGCUUCUUCACGUCUUGUCGGCAGGGGGUCGCUGAAGGUGGGAAACAAUGCUCCCAACCAGUGGCGCCUGGACAAGAGUGACGCUGAAAUCAGGAAGGAGGCGCAGAAGCGAGCGAGGCAGAGCUUCCCGGAGCGACCUCGCGUGUUUCUGGACAUCGAGGUGGCUGGUCAUCCGGCAGUGCGCAUCGUCUGUGAACUGUUCUCGGAUCUGGUCCCCAAGACGGCCGAGAACUUCCGCUGUCUCUGCACUGGGGAAAAGGGCCUCGGGGAGUUUGGCACACCGCUGCACCUGAAGGGCAACGCCUUUCAUCGAGUGGUGCCGGGUUUUGCCAUCCAAGGUGGCGACAUAACAAGAGGUGACGGAACAGGUGGCGAGUCUGUCUACGGCCCAACCUUCGAGGACGAGAGCUUCGACGUCUCCCACGACGCGGCAGGGCUGCUGAGUAUGGCGAACCGGGGGCCAAACACCAACAGCUCUCAGUUCUUCAUCCUGACAAAGGCCUAUCCGAAGCUGGAUCUGAAGCAUGUAGUCUUUGGGCGGGUGGUUGAAGGCAUGGGCACAGUACGGCGUAUCGAAGAAACCUGCGGCACUGCGGAUGCGGGAUCCGAGCUCUGCCGCUCACAAAAGCAUCACGGUGUGCUGGCGUUCCGGCCGGGUCUUGGUGAUGCAAAGGCCGUCAUCACGAACUGCGGAGAGCUCCAGGAGGGUGAAGAGAACCCAGAGGAAGCACCGGCCAAGAAGCUCAAGGCUUCCGCCGAGAAGGUCCACCUGUACCACAUCUUAAAGAAGUACAAAGGGGCGAGAAAGCCCGAAACUUGGCGAGGUGAGGCGGUCACCUGCUCGAAGGGCAAGGCAAAGGUAGCCUUGGAAAACCUCCGGAAGCGGGUCACGGCAGCUCCGGCUAUGCAGCUCCUCUUCUUCGAGCUUGCGCGGGAUCAGUCGGAUGAUCCAACAUGCAAGAACGGCGGUGACCUGGGGCUUGUCGAGCGCGGCAGCCUGCAGCCGAAGGUGGAGGAAGUGGGGUUCUCCCUGCAGAAGAACGAGCUGUCUCAGGUGUUCGAGGAUGAGUUCGGUGUGCAUCUCCUCCUCCGACCGGUGCUCGGAGACCAUCCAGUGAAGCAACAUAAAUCUGUUGGAGUGGCGAGAUUCGAGGCUGUGACUAGAGCUGCUUCUAUCCUGGGCAUCACUGACAGUGAAGCAGCGGAGCAAAAAAAGGAGCCUCUAGUAUUGCUCUUGCAUAUGCAAGCUGCAAGCCUUUGA